This is a messenger RNA of Octodon degus (degu), 1525 nucleotides long. Its product is annotated as cytochrome P450 3A6-like. The record is from RefSeq and is a predicted model, not a curated record. The coding region runs from base 188 to 1435 and encodes 415 amino acids. Lineage: Eukaryota; Metazoa; Chordata; Mammalia; Rodentia; Octodontidae. The transcript is spliced from 12 exons. Gene Ontology annotation, molecular function: testosterone 6-beta-hydroxylase activity; heme binding; iron ion binding. Gene Ontology annotation, biological process: oxidative demethylation; steroid metabolic process.
AACCUCUUCACAUGGCAUUUUUAAGAAGCUGGGAAUUCCUGGGCCAAAGCCUCUUCCCUUUUUUGGAACUCUUCUGGGUCACCACAAGGGUUUUUGGGACUUUGACACAAAAUGUUAUAAAAAGUAUGGAAAAAUAUGGGGGUUUUUUGAUGGUCAUCAGCCUGUGUUAGCUAUCACAGAUCCAGACAUGAUCAAAACAGUGCUGGUGAAAGAAUGUUAUUCUGUCUUCACAAACAGGAGGUCUUUUGGUCCUGUGGGAUUUAUGAAGAAGGCCCUCACUAUAUCUGAAGAUGAAGAAUGGAAGAGGAUAAGAACAGUGCUGUCACCGGCCUUCACCACAGGGAAACUCAAGGAGAUGUUCCCCAUCAUAGAACAGUAUGGAAAUAUACUGGUGAAGAACCUGAGGCAGAAAACCAAGAAAGGUGAACCUGUGUCUAUGAAAGAUGUCUUCGGGGCCUAUAGCAUGGAUGUGAUCACUGCCACAUCAUUUGGAGUAAAUGUCGACUCCCUCAACAACCCACAAGAUCCCUUUGUGGGAAAAGUCAAGAAGCUCUUCAAAUUUACUUUUUUUGAUCCAUUGUUCUUCUUAGGAGUACUUUUUCCAUUCCUUAUACCAGUGUUGGAUGCAUUAAAUAUCUCUCUGUUUCCAAGAGAUGUUACAGACUUUUUUAAAAAGUCUGUUGAAAGUAUGAAAGAAAGUCGCCUCAAAGAGAAACAAAAGCACCGAGUGGAUUUUCUACAGCUGAUGAUAAACUCCCAGAAUUCCAAAGACACAGAGUCUCAUAAAGCCCUUUCUGAUCUGGAGCUUGUAGCCCAAUCAAUUAUCUUUCUUUUUGGUGGAUAUGAAACGACCAGCACUACUCUUUCCUUCGUUAUGCAUGCAUUGGCCACUCACCCCGAUGUCCAGAAGAAACUGCAGCAGGAGAUUGAUACAAUUUUGCCCAAUAAGAAACCUGCCACCUACAAUGACCUAGUACAGAUGGAGUAUCUGGACAUGGUAGUGAAUGAAAUUCUCAGAUUAUACCCAAUUACUGGUAGACUUGAGAGGACUUGUAAGAAAGAUGUUAAAAUCAAUGGCGUGGUCAUUCCCAAAGGGUCAUUAGUUUUGAUACCAAUCUAUGUUCUUCAUCGAGAUCCCAAAUACUGGAAAGAGCCUGAGGAGUUCUGCCCUGAAAGAUUCAGCAAGAAGAACAAGAACAACAUUGAUCCCUAUAUUUACCUGCCUUUUGGGACUGGACCCAGGAACUGCAUUGGCAUGAGAUUUGCUCUCCUAAACAUGAAACUUGCUAUCAUCAGAGUUUUACAGAACUUCUCCUUCCAAACAUGUAAGGAAACACAGAUACCUAUAAAGUUUAGCAAACAAGGACUUCUUCAACCCGAAAAAGAAGUGCUUCUGAAGGUUGUUCCAAGAGAAGAGAUCUUAAAAAGAACCUAAUUUUUCCUACAAUUUUCAUCUAUUUUUCCCAAAUUUAAAAACCCAAUCUAUAAAUGGGCAUCAGAAAUGAACAGGCACUGCUUAGAAGUA